Messenger RNA from Pollicipes pollicipes, 1299 nucleotides. Its product is annotated as F-box/LRR-repeat protein 2. Gene Ontology annotation, biological process: SCF-dependent proteasomal ubiquitin-dependent protein catabolic process. The coding region runs from base 1 to 1299 and encodes 432 amino acids. Gene Ontology annotation, molecular function: protein binding. Lineage: Eukaryota; Metazoa; Arthropoda; Thecostraca; Pollicipedomorpha; Pollicipedidae. The transcript has 7 exons. Gene Ontology annotation, cellular component: SCF ubiquitin ligase complex. The record is from RefSeq and is a predicted model, not a curated record.
AUGCGCAAUAAACUGCUUAUACUUUGUGACAACCGGCCUCUGCUCUGCUCAUCCCAGAUCUUGGCGUUCUGCGAGAAUCUGGAGGAGCUGGCGCUGGUGGGCUGCGACGCGCUCUUCAUGACAGGCAGCAUCCUCUCGCGCGACUCGGCGCUGGGCGUCACGCUGCCGUCGCUGCGCGAGCUGGACCUCUCCAGCAACCGCUACCUCUCGGACGCGAUCCUGGUGCGGCUGCUGGCGCUCUCGCCGCGGCUCGAGUCGCUCUCGCUGCGCGGCUGUCAGAUCGGCUUCCACCCGGGCAUCUACCGGCGCUUCUACCCGGCCGGCGGCGCCGGCGCUGUCUCCAGCUCGGUGCUCACGUUCGAGUGCGUGCUGUCGUUCCUGCGCGAGCACGGCGCCGACCUGGAGCUGGACCUGAGCCGCUGCCUGACGGCCGUCACCGACGCUAGCUUGCAGGCAAUCUGCCGCUACAUGCGAGGCCUGCAAGUGCUACGCAUCUCCGAGUGCCACCUGGUGACGGACUCGGGCCUGACUGGACUCGGCCUCACGCCGAUCUCGGACGGCGCCGAGCUGAAGCCGAACAAGACCUUCUUGCAUGGCGAGGCCGGCGCGCAGCCGGAGCAGCCGGCAGCGCGCGCCACGCCACGUCGCAACGAGCACGCGAUCUCGCUGAGGAGCCGGCACGAGCGCGAGAUCUGGAGCGACGCUGGCCGCAAGGUGCUGGUGCAGAGCCAGAUCGACCUGAACGAGACCGGCUCCGGGGUCAGCCUGCUCGACCUGAAAUGUCUGACCGAGCUGGACCUGUCGCAGUGCAGCCGCAUCAGUGACGUAGGCGUGAGUCACGUGGUGCGCUUCGGCGGCCUGCGCCGGCUGAGCCUGGCGCACUGCCCGCAGCUGGGGGACGCGGGCGUGGCGCGGCUCGGCCGCCACUGCCCCGGCCUCGAGGUGGUGCGGCUCGCCCACUGCGUGGCGCUCACUGACGAGGGGCUGGCCGGCUUGGUGCGGCACGCGCCGCGCCUCAAGCACCUCGAGCUGCAGGGCUGUGUGGAACUGACGGACGGUGCUCUGCGCGCCAUAAUGGCGCACUGCGCCAGCCUGCAGUACCUGGACGUGUCCGGCUGCCGGCUGAUGAGCGCGGCGCAGGCCGGCUGCCUGGAGGAGGCGCUGCCGCGGCUGGCCACCUGGGCUCGGCCCUGGACGCUCCCGGAGGGCGCUGUGCCCACAGGUCCCAACGUAACUGAUGUGCCGGGGUUCAACGCGAAGAGCGACUCCCGGUUGCCUUGUGGCGCUCCCGGACUGUAA